Messenger RNA from Lycium barbarum (goji berry), 820 nucleotides. RefSeq names its product SUMO-conjugating enzyme SCE1. Gene Ontology annotation, molecular function: SUMO conjugating enzyme activity. The transcript has 5 exons. NCBI's taxonomy places the organism in Eukaryota, Viridiplantae, Streptophyta, Magnoliopsida, Solanales, Solanaceae. The coding region runs from base 91 to 573 and encodes 160 amino acids. Gene Ontology annotation, biological process: protein sumoylation. Gene Ontology annotation, cellular component: nucleus. The record is from RefSeq and is a predicted model, not a curated record.
UUGGAACAGAACGGACAAAGGGAGUAGUAGUAGAAAAGAGAAGCGUGUAUAAAAGCCUUUGGCUUUCCUGCAACCUUAGAAUAGGGAAAAAUGUCGGGCGGAAUAGCGCGUGGUCGUCUUGCUGAGGAGAGGAAAUCAUGGCGUAAGAAUCACCCUCAUGGUUUUGUGGCAAAACCAGAGACUGGACCUGAUGGGUCUGUCAAUUUGAUGGUGUGGCAGUGUUCUAUCCCUGGUAAACCUUCGACUGACUGGGAGGGCGGUCACUAUCCGCUAACAAUGCACUUCAGUGAAGACUAUCCAAGCAAACCCCCGAAGUGCAAGUUUCCACAAGGUUUCUUCCAUCCAAAUGUCUAUCCUUCAGGAACUGUAUGUUUGUCUAUCCUCAAUGAGGACAGUGGGUGGAGGCCAGCUAUUACAGUUAAGCAAAUUUUGGUGGGUAUCCAGGAUUUGCUCGACCAGCCAAAUCCCGAUGAUCCAGCACAAACCGAUGGUUAUCAUCUCUAUAUGCAGGAUACAGUUGAGUACAAGAGGCGAGUGAAGCUGCAGGCUAAGCAAUAUCCAGCUCUAGUCUAGUUUUAGCUUCUUGGAAGACUAUAAUGUAAUUAAAUUUGACUAUGAGUAAGUAACCUUUGCUUGAUAUUUAGCAACUUGAAUAGUCCUCGUUGACACAGUGGCUCUGUGGCUAACUUUGGGUGCUUAUCUUGUCUAUGAUGAUUCGGAGAUGUAUGUGGUUGGAUUGUGCAACUUGCAUGCUUUCUCUUGUUUCUGAUUACAUUUGGAAUUGUACAAAAUCGGUGUCUGUUUAAAAGGUUUUGAUGAA